This is a messenger RNA of Periconia digitata, 1013 nucleotides long. The record is from the annotation of a GenBank genome assembly. NCBI's taxonomy places the organism in Eukaryota, Fungi, Ascomycota, Dothideomycetes, Pleosporales, Periconiaceae.
UUUCAAGUCGCCGAUUUCACAACAUAGCACACACGAUGACUUCUCAGAAUCCAGAGCAAUACAUUCUCAUUACCGGCGCUGGGGGGUUUAUUGGUCAAGAACUCGCCACAUCCCUUCUCGCCUCAGCUCCAAAUAUCCGCCUUGUGCUUGCCGAUGUUUUCACACCACCGAAUCCGGAUGCCUCCCGCAUAACUUCAGUUACCGCCGACUUGACAAAAAGCUCCGCUGUCGACACUUUACUUGGCUCACAGAAGUGGAGAGCGUGCUAUCUCUUACACGGAAUCAUGUCUGGUGGCGCCGAAGCGAAUCUUGAGCUCGGUCUCGCUGUCAAUGUUGAUUCACAUCGCUUCGUUCUCGACUAUCUACGGCGGAACCAACCAGGCGUAGUUGUCGUAUUCCCAUCAUCACUAGCAAUCUACGGGCCCCCCGAUGCCAGUAACCCCGUGAUAUCCGAAAAGACGAUACCGAUCCCACAAUCCUCUUACGGGGCGGAGAAAUUGAUUGUCGAGACAUUGGUCAAUGACUACUCGAGACGUGGAUUGAUCGACGGGCGGGUAUGCCGUCUACCAACCGUCAUUGUCCGGCCGGGUGCCCCUUCCGCAGCUGCAUCCAGUUUCGCAUCGGGCAUUAUUCGUGAGCCUUUGAAAGGGGAACCUUCGGUGUUGCCCGUCAGUAAAGAUCUCGAGAUGUGGGUGUGCUCGCCACAGACUGUUGUGCGCAAUCUGGUCGCGAUAAAAGACGUGCCCGCGGAGCAAUUCGGAAUAGGACGUGGUCGAGCAGUGAAUUUACCUGGUCAAACAGUGAACGUCGGCCAGAUACUCGAUGCACUCAAGGAAGUUGGCGGGCAAAAGGCGCUAGAUUUGGUGGAGGAGGUGCGAGAUGUCAAGGUGGAGGCAAUUGUUGCUAGCUGGCCGGCAAGAUUCGAUAUCUCGUUAGCAAAAAGUUUGGGCAUGAGCCCAGACAUCAGUCUCAAGGAAGAGGUCCGUAGUUUUGCGGAGAGUUUGAAACGGUGA